Molecule: messenger RNA, 522 nt
Organism: Sinocyclocheilus grahami
Lineage: Eukaryota; Metazoa; Chordata; Actinopteri; Cypriniformes; Cyprinidae
Product: collagen alpha-1(XXVII) chain A-like
Exons: 9
Source: RefSeq, a predicted model, not a curated record
GGUCCUAGAGGUCCGGACGGAAUGCCAGGCGAACUCGGCGCUGAAGGCAAAAAGGGUCUUGGUGGUCCUCCAGGAAAAAUCGGUUUCCCGGGACAAGCGGGCAAGAUCGGGGAGCCUGGGGAGGCGGGGCCAAAGGGAUUUCCGGGCAUUCAAGGGCCAUCCGGGGCUACAGGAGACAAAGGAAUCGCAGGGGAGCCAGGACCUCCAGGGCCCCCAGGAACACUCGGGCCUCCUGGCAAUCCAGGGCCAAAGGGCCCUGCGGGAAAAGUUGGCGAUCCCGGACUUCCAGGAGAACCUGGAGAAAAGGGGUCACUCGGGUCUGCGGGGAACACUGGGGCAGCAGGACUAAUCGGAACAAGGGGAGAACCAGGUUUAGAGGGAGAGGCUGGUCCGGCUGGCCCUGAUGGUGCCAAGGGUGAAAAGGGCGACAUGGGCGGAGAGGGCGAGCAGGGUGUCAGAGGUGACCCGGGAAUCAAGGGAAAAGAAGGGCCACCGGGCGACCCUGGGCUUACUGGCGUCAGA